UGCAGUAGGAAAGAUGUUACACUAUCUAGGGCUGCUGCUUCUUGUAGCGGAUAUCAGUGCCAGAACAUACGAAGGAAGAAAUUAUCAGUACACCGCAAUCAGCAACAAGCUUGACCAAUACAUCAGCAAUCUUGACACUGUGGGGAACGAACUGAAGGAACUAAAUACUGCGUACAAGAACUUGAAACAACAAGGUGACGAUUACGUAUCCGGAAACAGUUUUGACGAGGGCCGACUUUUGCCACUUCUUGGAGCAGGUUCUAAAGAAGGAGAAACCUGGGACGAAAACAUUGACCGUUGUAAUUGGGCAGAGUUUGACAUCUCCAGGGGCUACUAUCAGGGUCAAGUGUCGCUGACUAAGAAGGUCUACUGUGAAGCAGCUAACCACUUCCUCACCGCCAUCGAGUACUCGGAUCAACGAGGAAUUCUUGUUGGAAAAUGCUGCGAGAAGAAAAUCAAGAAGAAGAAGAAUAAGGGCUAAUUCUUUUCAGAGUUGAAUGAAUGAUCUCUAAUGCUCUUUACAGGCCCAACAAAUUUCGAAAAACUCAUUGUAUACUUUAGAUUUUUAGCUAUAUUCAUAACUCUAAAAGUUUAAUGUUACUGACUGUUCAAUGGUACUGUAAUCAGAUCAAUUGGCUGAUAUUAAUUUAUUGAAAAAUAGACUUUUUUAAUCGUGAUUUCAUCGUUAUUUUGUUAUCUCAGAAUGCAUGCACUUAACAACUUUUUCAGACGUUUAAGUUUAUCUUUGGGUUUUUAGUGCUUACUGCCCAGUUUUUUAAUCGAAUCUGGGGACCAGGGGAAUUGAGUAGAAUAUUGCUCAGACAAAUCUACAAAUCUUUAAUAUAUCCAAAUAAUUAUAUAAUCAUGUGAGGCAAUAAUUUUUUCUUUUUCUUAAGAA
Molecule: messenger RNA, 898 nt
Organism: Bolinopsis microptera
Lineage: Eukaryota; Metazoa; Ctenophora; Tentaculata; Lobata; Bolinopsidae
Exons: 4
Coding region: 14-481 (155 amino acids)
Source: RefSeq, a predicted model, not a curated record